UAAACCCAAAACUAGAGCGGAGAUGGAAAAAGGGCCUUUUGAAAGGUCAAGCCACGCAGCAUUCGACGACGGAGGGAAAUAAGGCAUCCAAGAGUUGGUCACUUAUCCGCGCACUAUCACGCGGAACCCGCUCCAAGAAAGGAGCGAUGACACGGCGCCUGUUCACUCUCACUCACCUCCAAAAGCACAGAAGAGGUUGAUCCCUUCAUAUUCUUCCACUUCUCUCUGAAACACCUCCUCCUAUGUUUCUCUCUCAACAAUUCGAUUGAUCGUGGUUUAGAUGGAUCGUAAAGAAGGGGGAGAAAAAGAGAUGCAACAAGAGCAGCAGCAAGAAAAGGGAGGUGGAGGUGGAGGAGGAGGAGGAGAUGGAGAGGAGGAGAAGCAAACCCUAAUUAUCCCGGGCCUCCCCAACGACGUGGCGCGUCUGUGCCUGGCAUGCUUGCCCUUCUCCCACCAUGCGCGCCUGAAAUGCGUUUCCAGGUCGUGGCGGUCGGCCCUCUCCUCCAGAUCCCUCUUUGAUAUCCGCUCCCAAUGGGGGAAGGGGGAGGACCUCCUCUGCGUCUUCCCAGAGGACCCGUCGCUGAGCCCUGGUGGCCUCUUCGACCCAAGGAGAUGCGUGUGGUCCCCCAUCCACCCCAUGCCCUGUGACCCUUCGCGUUACGGCCUCUCCAACUUUGGGUGCGUGGCCCUCGGUCCUACUGUCUACGUCCUCGGGGGCUCCCUCUUUGAUGCCAGGACCUUUCCCAUGGACCGCCCCACUCCCUCCUCGGCUGUCUUCUGCUACGACCUCGUGCGUCUCUCGUGGGCCCCACGGUCCCCGAUGCUCACUCCCCGUGGGAGCUUUGCGUGCGGUGCCUGCGGCGGGUCCACCAUUGUGGUGGCUGGGGGUGGCUCCCGCCACGCCCAGUUUGGGGUUGGUGGGAGCAGGGUGAGUGCUGUUGAGAGGUAUGAUUCAAGGAGUGAUGUUUGGGAGGCCGAGAAGGGGCUUCCUGAAGUCAGGGCAGGUUGCACGGGCUUUGUUUUGGGCGAUGACUUUUGGGUGAUGGGGGGUUAUGGAUUGUACCGCACUGUAUCGGGGGUGUUUCCAGUGGAUGAUUAUUAUAGGGAUGGGGCGGUGCUUGGUUUGGAGAGCGGGCAAUGGAGGGAGAUCCUGCCCAUGUGGGAAGAGGGCGAGAGGUCGCGACUUGGUCAGGUUGUUGUGCUACGAAAAGGAGGAGAUGAUGGUGCCUCUGCUUCUUGGGCCAUUUUUAUGCUUGAUGGCUGUUUUAUAUUCAGGUUAUGCAGAUUUGAUGCGGUUUCAAACAAAUGGCUAAAGGAAUCAACCUUACCAAAGAAGGUCCCUUCAAAUUUGAGUUGUGGAUUUGCAGCGCUGAACGGACAGCUGCAUGUAAUGAUGCCUUCGACAAGUCAUCAUCAAAAGAGCUACACUAUGAAGUUGAUAAUUCAGGUUUACAACCCAAGGAAGAGGAGUUGGAGAUUCUUGCACACUAAGCCGCCUUUCCAGAAUCCCUUGGACUUCAAAUGUGCUGCCAUGUGUACUAUCCACCUUUAAAGGAGAAAAGACAGUUGUGUAUAUAUUCUCAUCCUGCUUAUGUGCAGUCUGAAGUUGAUAUGUAUUAAGGAGAUCUUGUUGUAUUGCUCUCCCUCUCUCUCUCUCUCUCUCUCUCUAUUUUCUUACAGUUCAGAAAUGUACGUGCAUUUGUAUGAUCAUGUAGAGCAUUGACAGUUGAAAGAUAGAUGUACAGUGAAAGCAUUGACUGGACAGCAAAUUUUAAUGGGGAAGUUGUUCAUGAUUUGUAUA
Molecule: messenger RNA, 1801 nt
Organism: Amborella trichopoda
Lineage: Eukaryota; Viridiplantae; Streptophyta; Magnoliopsida; Amborellales; Amborellaceae
Product: Galactose oxidase/kelch repeat superfamily protein
Molecular function (GO): protein binding
Source: RefSeq, a predicted model, not a curated record